Molecule: messenger RNA, 1100 nt
Organism: Bufo gargarizans (Asiatic toad)
Lineage: Eukaryota; Metazoa; Chordata; Amphibia; Anura; Bufonidae
Gene: UBE2D1
Product: ubiquitin conjugating enzyme E2 D1
Exons: 7
Coding region: 172-618 (148 amino acids)
Biological process (GO): ubiquitin-dependent protein catabolic process; protein polyubiquitination
Cellular component (GO): nucleus
Molecular function (GO): ubiquitin conjugating enzyme activity
Source: RefSeq, a predicted model, not a curated record
UCACGCCUACCAGGAGCAACUCCAUUCUAGUCACUACCUUAUCGCGAGUGACUCGUUUCCUCUUCGGCACAGCAGAGGCGCAGUGACAGGCCCAGUUACCGGCAGCAGGGACCCGCUCUUCUCCGUCAGCCCGGCACCCGGUUCCAUCCUCCGCUCACCCUGAGCUGCUCCAUGGCACUGAAGAGAAUACAGAAAGAGCUUACUGACUUGCAGCGCGACCCUCCUGCCCAGUGCUCUGCAGGACCAGUCGGAGAUGACUUGUUUCACUGGCAAGCCACAAUCAUGGGACCUUCUGACAGUCCUUACCAAGGUGGUGUCUUCUAUCUCACAAUCCAAUUUCCAACAGAUUAUCCAUUCAAGCCACCAAAGGUUGCAUUCACGACAAAAAUAUACCAUCCAAAUAUAAACAGCAAUGGAAGUAUUUGCCUUGAUAUUCUGAGGUCGCAAUGGUCUCCGGCUCUGACCAUAUCAAAAGUUUUGUUGUCCAUUUGCUCCUUACUUUGCGAUCCAAACCCAGAUGAUCCUUUAGUACCAGACAUUGCACAGAUCUACAAGACAGACAAGGAAAAAUACAACAGAAUAGCAAAAGACUGGACUCAGAGAUACGCAGGCGUGUGAAGCCAUCAUCACACAUAGUCCAGUGUACUGUACAUUCUAGGUUUUUCAAGAUUAGAGGAAUCCAGGGCACAGUUUUACUGUUCCAGAGGGAAAAUAAAAAUGUUCAGACCUUUAAAUACUUCUCCAGAAGUUCCAAAAAUAUGUCUAAAUAUCAUUUAUGGGAGAAUUUCAUGCAUUUUUUUUUUUUUUUUUUUUUUUUUUUUUUAAAUAUAAAUUAGGGCUCAUUAGAGUGACCACCUAAAGUGUUAUAAGUUUCAUAUUGAGACCUGCAGCAUCAAUGAUAUGAAGUGUAUUCCUCAUCUGCGUUGGGCUUUGGUGUUAGGUAUAUUUGGUUUAUAGGACUCCUGUUGCCACCACUGUCUGGCCACAGUUCUUUACAAGUCCUGUUAACUUGAUUAAAGGGAACCUGUCACCUCCCAGAACCAUCCCAAGCCGCCAGCAGUACCUGCGUGUAGCCAGCAGCGUGUUUCUGAUGAUGCCUU